UGAUGACACAUAAAAAGUAGGCAUACCAGUGUAGACAGACGAAAAAACACCAUUAUCACUGGACAUGUACACGUUGGUUUCUCAUAGAAAGAAAAACUAAAAGAGCCACCUAGACCUUCAAGUGCUUACAUAACGAAACGGUUUCGUUAGUGCCAGAUAGAGUAUGAACAGAAACCUUAGGAUACAUGGGAGUGAUUCAGAAUUCUACAUUGCCUGUUACAUGUAUAAGCAAGUUGUUUGCAUUGAUUUCCUUUCAACAUGUACGAGCCGUAUAUUAUCAUCGCCUUAUUCGUAGUAUAUACAGCUAUGCUAGCGAUAUGGUUACCCCCAGGUCGAAUAUCGGCACUGCUGAUCAAAAUAUCAUCGGACGUCAAGAAAAAUCGGACAACAUCCUUUCUUAUUGUCGGGAUAUGCAUUUGGAUUUUGGCGAUACAGACUGACAACAACCAAACGAAAAACAGAUUAAUAUCCAUUGAAGCUAAGCUGGAGGACAUGGAUGCCUAUGUUAUAUCCCAAAACAGGGAAAUGAAUCAGAUGGAGAAAAGGUUUAAUACUUUACUCGAGGCUGAAACACUGGUAUUGAAGGAUACCUUCACGAAAAUCUUGGAGGUUGAAGUUGAGAACCUGUUGAUGAAAGCAAGAAACACAGAUGAAAACAUCGAAACGUUGACUAUAGAAUUAUCAGAAAUGGAACAAAACAUUGAAACAGCAAAUAGAGAAAUGGCAAAGACAAAGAAACAAAUGGAUACUUUAGUUGAAAAAGAAAUACUUGUGUUGAAGACUGAUUUAAAUAAAAAGAAUAAUAAAAUAUUGGGAAAGUUGAGAGAAACAGAUAAAAUACUUGAAGAUCUAGAUGAAAGUAAAAGAACGACAGAACGGAAAGUUGAAAAGGGUGAGGCUGUAUUUCGACAUCUUAAGGAUUAUGUGAAAGAUCAAGACGACAAAAAUUAUCAGUUCAAGGAGGACGUGGAUACACUUUAUCAGAUGUAUAACCGUAUUCAGGAGAAACGAGAAAACAGUUAUCGGUCCCAUCAGGAAAGAGAAAAUGAACGUCAGCGAGAUGUGGCUAGGAAGCCAAGUUUGGUAGUACGGGUAAUCAACCAAGUGAUUAAUGUUGCCGUGCAUACAGUUGGUUCAUAUGUAGGUGGAGCUAUUUUCAAAGCAGUGUCUUGGGUAGGGUCAUGGCUUGGCAUAACGUAAAAAACCUCACGUGAACGCUCCAUCGCCUUCAUAUGUAUUUUCCUUUUUCUAGCUCAAUAUCUCGGUAAUAUACUGGAAUCUAUACUGACAUUUAAACAUUUAAAAGCUUUGAUCUGAUCUACAGCACUCCGCUGAUAAUAUCCUAGCAGCCAGAUAAUCCAUUGUUGUAAAAACAGCUGUUGCACUCGAUCAUUGCGCUAACGAUUCAUACCAGUAUGACAAUAACAAACUGAAUGCAUUGUUCCAUUUCAAUAUUUACAUCAUGAAAUCAGCUAUUGGUCAUUAAAAAAAUAAGAUUCUCAAUUA
Mizuhopecten yessoensis (Yesso scallop) is the source of this 1506-nucleotide messenger RNA. RefSeq lists its product as uncharacterized. The transcript has 2 exons. The record is from RefSeq and is a predicted model, not a curated record. Lineage: Eukaryota; Metazoa; Mollusca; Bivalvia; Pectinida; Pectinidae. Bases 259 to 1200 code for a protein of 313 amino acids.